This is a messenger RNA of Sodiomyces alkalinus F11, 905 nucleotides long. RefSeq lists its product as hypothetical. Bases 1 to 768 code for a protein of 255 amino acids. The transcript has 4 exons. NCBI's taxonomy places the organism in Eukaryota, Fungi, Ascomycota, Sordariomycetes, Glomerellales, Plectosphaerellaceae. The record is from RefSeq and is a predicted model, not a curated record.
AUGCGGCGUCUUGCGGAGUGGCGCAGUGUUGUCCUUGGACUGGCUGGCUGCACGAGCAACGCCAAUGCGAAUCUUACGCCCAGCAAAGCCAAGAUGCGCUUCAUUACUAUCACGGCUCUGGCAGCUCUGGUCCAGCUGCAGCACGCUGUUGCUGAAGACUGGACGCAAAAGCUUCUGUUCCACGGGACGUCGCUCAUCCUGCGUCCCGACUAUAUCAGCCACAGAGCUGCCAAUCACACGGCAACGGCGGCAAAUUUCUAUUCCUACUUCGGCCAGACUGGAUACAUCAGUUUCGGAUGGUGGCUACCAGCCACAGCAGAUGCGGACUCUAGUCCCUGCCACCCAGACAACGAGCAAUUCGACUGGUUCGAGUACACGGUCUCGAAGAUCGACUGUACCAGCACCAGGUGCCGCGCACACAUGGUGAACUGGGACAAUGUUCCCAAGCCCGAGAAGCCGUUCUUCGAAGAAGACUACGUCUUCCAGACGGUCAACUCAUUGGACGACGACGCGGGUCGCUUCCACCUGGGCUUCUUCGACCGGGAGGGUGGGGCUCUGGCGGUGGGCACGGCACGCCCUCUGAGCUUCGGGGACGAGACGGAGCAGGAAUGCCGCAAGGCCUUGCGUAUGCUUCGCCGCGUGCAGGCCACGCGAGGCAUCGAGCUGCCGUUCGAGCUCUCGGAUGUAUGCGGAACGGCUGCCAUGUCCAACGCAGGGGUUGAAGGUCAAUCUGCACAGAAGCCGCUAGCGCUGCCAUGGGUAGGCUGAAACGGCGUUGGCGGGGGAGGAUUGGGAUCUACGGAGAUGCUCACCCUGCAUGUCGAGAGUGCUAGCCAUUGGCCCUAUUGUGUCCGUAGAUCCUUUAUACAAAGAUGCAUGUGGGGUCCGCCCCACGUGGCAGGAGC